CUCUUCGUUGGCAUCUCUCUCUCUCCCCUCAUUCCGUUUUUUCCGUUUUUCCUCUCUCUCUUUCUCUCUGAAGGCACUUUCGGCUCUUAUUCCUCCUUCCUCUCUCCCUUCGCAAGUAUUUUCCUUGCUUGUUCUACUUCCGCAUUUUUCGGGUUCAGUUGUUCUUCUUCUUUCUUGUUGCGGGAAGAAACCUCGUGGUCGGGAUCGUAGACCUCGCCUGGUUGGUCGUCGCCGGUAGUACCGUCUUCUUCUCCGCCCGGUUGGCGUCUCUCUCUCUCAGAGAACAGUUAUUGUUUGUGGCUGCAUUAGCAAGUUGCUUACUUGAUGAUUGUCUGAGUCUAUUCCUUGAUGUUGGUGGUGAUGCCUUAAUAUAAAGAAUUAUCUGGUAUGGACUUGUCCAAAGCACAUUAGAACCAUGGAGAUGACGAAUAUGGGGUCCUUUCAUUCAAUGCUGUUGAGAUUGGGCCUCGUCGGUGCUUCUGAUCAUGCUUCUAUUGUUGCAAUAAACAUAUUUGUGACACUCCUAUGCACCUGUAUCAUAAUUGGUCAUCUGCUAGAAGAGAACAGAUGGAUGAAUGAAUCUAUUACAGCCCUCGUCAGUGGGUUAUGUACUGGAGGUUUCAUUUUGCUGAGUACAGGAGGAAAAAGCUCUCGUAUCCUGGUCUUCAGUGAGGAUCUUUUCUUCAUUUAUCUUCUUCCACCUAUCAUAUUCAAUGCAGGGUUCCAGGUGAAAAAGAAGCAAUUUUUUCGUAACUUCAUAACCAUUAUGUUUUUUGGUGCAGUUGGCACACUAAUAUCCUUUGGCAUUAUUUCAGCCGGGGCAUGGUUAUUGUUCAAGAACUAUGAUGUAGCUCUGUUGGAUUUUGGAGACUAUCUUGCAAUUGGAGCAAUAUUUUCUGCAACAGAUUCUGUUUGCACUCUACAGGUCCUUAACCAGGAGGAGACCCCAUUUCUUUAUAGCCUGGUUUUUGGUGAAGGUGUAGUGAAUGACGCCACUUCAGUGGUGUUGUUUAAUGCUAUCCAGAACUUUGAUCUGAGCCAUGUCAGCUCUACUACUGCAUCGGAAUUGAUUCUCAGUUUCCUUUAUUUAUUUGUGAUGAGCACUUUCCUUGGAAUAGUUGCUGGACUUCUGAGUGCAUAUACGAUAAAAAAGCUUUAUUUUGGCAGGCAUUCCACAGAUAGAGAAGUUGCAUUAAUGAUACUGAUGGCAUAUCUGUCUUAUAUGUUAGCUGAAAUUUUUAAUCUAAGUGCCAUUCUGACAGUUUUCUUUUGUGGGAUUGUGAUGUCUCACUAUACCUGGCAUAAUGUGACAGAGAGUUCACGAGUUACCACCAAACAUGCAUUCGCUACCAUGUCGUUCAUUGCUGAGACGUUUAUCUUUCUCUAUGUUGGUAUGGAUGCAUUGGAUAUUGAGAAGUGGCGACUAGUAAGCAGCAGCCCAGGAGAAUCAAUUCGCUUGAGUUCCAUGUUGUUAGGAUUCGUUAUGGUAGGACGAGCAGCUUUUGUAUUUCCUCUUUCAUUUAUGACCAACUUAACAAAAAACUCACCAAGUGAGAAGAUCAACCUUAAGCAGCAAGUCAUUAUCUGGUGGGCUGGGCUGAUGCGGGGAGCAGUGUCAAUGGCACUUUCUUAUAAUCAGUUCACUCGAUCUGGCUAUACUCAGUUGCGGGGAAACGCAAUCAUGAUUACUUGCACUAUUACAGUAGUCCUUUUCAGCACUGUGGUAUUUGGUCUGUUGACGAAGCCAUUGAUCAGGAUUUUGCUGCCCCAUAAUCCAAGGGCAACGAGUAGUCUAUUUUCAGAGCCAUCAAGUCCAAAAUCCUUCCUCAUACCGUUCCUUGAGGAUUCACAAACUCCUGAAUCCGAUCCUCUAAAUGUUCCAAGGCCGACCAGUCUCCGGUCGCUCUUGACCAAGCCAACUCGUACAGUGCACUACUGGUGGCGCAGAUUUGAUGAUGCCUAUAUGCGCCCUAUGUUUGGCGGACGUGGCUUUGUACCUUUCGUGCCUGGCUCCCCAACAGAGCAAAGCAGCAAUGACCAUAGUGCUUAUUUCCAGUGAAAAUGUGUAAAUAUUUUUUUAUAGAUGCUUGUUUUCACGUGGCUACCUUUUGUUUGCAAUAAUCAUAGUGCUUAUUUUCAGUGAAAAUGUGUAAAUAUAAUUUUAUAGAUGCUUGAUUCCUUCGAAACAAUGGCUUCA
Molecule: messenger RNA, 2197 nt
Organism: Nymphaea colorata (pocket water lily)
Lineage: Eukaryota; Viridiplantae; Streptophyta; Magnoliopsida; Nymphaeales; Nymphaeaceae
Product: sodium/hydrogen exchanger 1-like
Exons: 16
Coding region: 416-2059 (547 amino acids)
Biological process (GO): sodium ion transport; proton transmembrane transport; regulation of pH
Cellular component (GO): membrane
Molecular function (GO): sodium:proton antiporter activity
Source: RefSeq, a predicted model, not a curated record